UCUUUGCAUUUUAGACUAUCAUUUUUGUCUCUCUAUAUAACGAACCAAAUUUCCAAUUUCAGAGCUGAAGAGUAAUUUCAAAUUGAGCUGAAUUUCAACUAAAAAAAUGGAGACGAAUGGGGUGAAAGUGAAAGCAAAUUUGAGUGACGGAGUUAACAACCAAGAAAUUGAAACCCCAAAUAAUAUUACAAUCAAAGGCAUUCUUGGAUUGUUAAUGGCUAAUGUAGAAACAACUGAAGAUGAAGAUGAAGAAAAUGGUGGAAAUUUCAAGAAAAAUAAGAGGAAGAAGAAGGUGAUAUCAUUGGGAAUGGGUGAUCCUACUGCUUAUUCUUGUUUCCAUUCUCCUGAUGUUGCACAAAAUGCUGUUCUUGAAACUCUUGCUUCUCACAAAUUCAAUGGUUAUUCUCCUACUGUUGGCCUUCCUCAAACCAGACGGGCAAUUGCAGAUUAUUUGUCGCGUGACCUUCCAGAAAAGUUAUGUGCAGAUGAUGUUUAUGUCACAGCUGGUUGCACUCAAGCCAUUGAAAUAGCUUUAUCAAUUCUGGCUCGCCCCGGUGCUAACAUAUUGCUACCAAGGCCUGGUUUCCCUAUUUAUGCACUUUGUGCCGCCUUUAGACACAUCGAAGUUAGAUACUUUGAUCUUGUUCCAGACAAGGGCUGGGAGGUUGAUCUCAAUGCCGUCGAAGCUCUAGCUGAUCGUAACACUAUUGGCAUAGUUGUUAUAAAUCCGGGGAAUCCUUGUGGAAAUGUUUAUAGUUAUCAGCAUCUUCAAGAGAUUGCAGAAACUGCUAAGAAGCUUAGGACCAUAGUGAUUGCGGAUGAAGUAUACGGGCACCUUGCUUUUGGAGCUAAACCAUUUGUGUCGAUGGGAGUUUUUGGAGCCAUUGCUCCCGUGCUUACUCUUGGUUCUUUAUCUAAGCGAUGGUUAGUUCCUGGCUGGCGCCUCGGUUGGCUUGUCACAAAUGAUCCCAACGGCACCUUCAAAAAUCCGAAGUUUGUUGAGCGCAUUAAGAAGUAUUGUGACAUUUGCGGAGGUCCAGCUACCUUUAUACAGCCGUUGAUGUUGAAGGCGGCGGUCCCUCGCAUUAUUCAGCAAACCGAAGAAUUUUUCUUCAGGAAAACCAUUAACUUGUUGAAGUGGACAGCAGACAUUUGUUGCGAAAAGAUAAAGGAGAUUCCUUGUAUUAGCUGUCCACAUAAACCAGAAGGCUCAAUGGCUGUAAUGGUGAAGCUGAAUCUAUCACUUUUGACAGACAUUAGCGAUGAUAUUGACUUCUGUUUCAAACUGGCGAAAGAAGAAUCUGUUAUACUCCUUCCAGGACUCGCUGUGGGUCUCAAAAACUGGAUUAGAAUAACCUUUGCAGCGGAUCCGCCUUCUCUUGAGGAAGCACUAGGACGGCUCAAGUCGUUCUGUCAAAGGCAUUCAUAUCAAGAAAAUGCUCAUUGUUGACUCUAAUGAGUAAACCAUCCAUGUAAUCCAUCUUCUUCUCUGCUGAGCACCUAUAGCUACAGUUGGAUUGCUUAGUCACAGUCAUAGUGCAAGUUAUAACAAUUUAUUGAUUUAUGAAUAUACUUGUCUAUAUUAAUUUUAUAGGUUGAUUACAUGGCAAGUUACAAACACGUUGAACUGCCAAUGUUGUUCUCGACGUUCUAAUUUGUGUAAGAGAAACCUGAAUUAUACAUACCAAAAAUGAAAUAUGUAAUUACUAUUGAUUUUGAGUUUGUAUUGCA
This is a messenger RNA of Nicotiana tabacum (common tobacco), 1731 nucleotides long. RefSeq names its product putative aminotransferase TAT2. Gene Ontology annotation, biological process: biosynthetic process; L-tyrosine catabolic process. Gene Ontology annotation, molecular function: L-tyrosine:2-oxoglutarate transaminase activity; pyridoxal phosphate binding. NCBI's taxonomy places the organism in Eukaryota, Viridiplantae, Streptophyta, Magnoliopsida, Solanales, Solanaceae. The record is from RefSeq and is a predicted model, not a curated record.